GGCGAACGACUUAUCGCAACUGACUUACAAGUUGCAACGAUCGUCCCGCACGUUAUCGUCGGUCACCGCGGAAUAGUAAUAGUAAUAAUAACAAAAUCCGAAUAUUUGUUGUUGGAUAUUUCAUCCUUACCCCCCAUCCCGCCCCUCCCUCGCGUCCCGUUGCCGACGCCGGGUGAUUAAUCGCGCCGCUAUUCGGCAUUCGCUAUCGCCUGCGCCGACCGUCGACGACGACGUCCGUUCUCGCUAUCAGUGCCGAGUGAUAGAGGACCGUUUUAUUUUCACCACUGCAGCAGCAGGCUCACCACCAGUUGUCGUGCUCCGGACUGUGACGUUAAUUUAUUAAUUUAUUAUUAUUAUUAUUAUUAUUAUUACUAUUUUUACUAUUACUAUAUUAUAAUAUCACGCGCACGCACACGUUUAUCGCGUUCGUACGUGUAACGUAGCAUUAUCAUAUUCUGUAUAAUACUAUUAUUAUUAUUAUUAUUAUUAUUAUUAUUAUUAUUAUUAUUAUUUAUCCGUGCCCGCGUCGAUCGUUUCCGCCGGAGAGCUGGUGAUAACCGAUAAUUGAUCAACAAACUCGGUGUCCGGUGACCGUAGCGUAGUAACCGUGUGAAAUUAGGUUAUUUCCUCGCGUAGUUGUUUUGCGUCCGCUCCUGUGCACUUGUACGACGCACCGUCGCGGUUCCUGUCCGUUUUCGUUUUUCCGACAUCAGUAGGAGGUGUCCAGCCGUUGUUUUUUACGACCGUCGCCCUUAUUCGACUGAGCGAUCGCCAUGGCCAUGGAAGGAGAGGAACUCAUCUCGGACCAGGAAAAGGUCAGAAUUGUUUCGGAUUUCAUCCUGCAUUCACCUCCAGGCGAAUUUAAUGAAGUAUUCAAUGAUGUUCGAGGCUUAGUUAACAAUGAUGCUCUUCUUAAAGAAGGAACGUGUUGGGCAUUUGCUUUAUACAAUAAAGAACAAACAUUACCUAUUAAGAUAGAAAACAGUGAAUAUCCGGUGCUUAUUACUCAAUUUAAUGAUCUAGGAUCUAGUAGAUUUUAUGAUCCUAGAUCUAAACAAUCUUUUAAGUUUGAUCAUUUAAGAAAAGAACCAUCAAAUUAUGAGAAUUGGGAGCCAGAUUCAGAGACAGAAGCUUGGCGUUCAGUAUUUGAAACAGAAUUUACUUCAUAUACGUCAUUACAUUAUAAACAUGGUACUUGUAGUGUAUUUGCGAAACAAGAAGGUUCUUCUACUGUUAUAACAGCUUGCAUUGAGGAUCAUGAAUUUCAAGCUAAAAAUUUUUGGAAUGGUCGUUGGCGAUCUCAGUGGACUCUUACUGUUGGACCAACUAAUAUAGAUGUUUUAGGAUUUUUACGAAUUCAUGUUCAUUAUUAUGAAAAUGGUAAUGUUCAACUUGUAGCAUCUAAAGAAAUAAAGGAAUCAAUUGCGUUAACAACCGAAGAGUUAGCUGUGAAAGAAGUUUUGAAAAUAGCAGAAGAUGCUGAGAAUGAGUACCAGAUAGCUAUUACAGAAAAUUAUCAAACUAUGUCAGAAACAACUUUUAAGGCACUCCGUCGCCAGUUGCCAGUCACUAGAACAAAAAUUGAUUGGAAUAAAAUUGUUUCUUACAGCAUUGCUAAAGAGUUUAAAACUCAAUGACCAAUCAAUCAGUUAAUAGUCAUUGUUUUAUUUUCAUGAUGCAAAAGACUUAAUUGGUGAGUCCUUACGCUUGCUGAAAUAUUUAAAUAUUAUGAGAAAAGAAUCAUAAUUUGUUUUAUUAAUUAUAUCUUUCCACCAAUGAGUUAGAAAAAAAUUGAACCUUUUAACCGAGGUGUUAGGAAAAAAUUGUACAAAACAAAGUGUGAAAUUGCUCGCUUGGUAUUCAAUGUAGUUUUCCUUUUAUUUGUAAAUUUAUUGAGGCGUAAUUUUUAUUUUUGUAUUUUUAAUUUUAAUUUAUUAAUUUUGUUGAGUGUAAACAAAACUUUAUUAUGAAAUUAAGCUUUAGGUUUGGAAAGUAAACAAAAUUAUUCAUUUUUAGAUUAUUACAUUUAAUGCUAAAAGUUCCAAGGGUAUUUUUUUGCUUUUUUGGAUUUUAAAACACUAAAUAAAGUUUAUUAUUAUAUACCUUCAGUUUUAAAACUUAGAUAAUAAAAAUCCAUAUUUUAUAACAUUGCAAAUGUCUAAAGAAUUUUAAAUUAGGUCAAUUUUAUUAACUAUUUGUUAUGUAAUUAAUUUAUCAAUUUUAAUCAAAAUGUAUCAUUAUUUUUUUUAUUUACAAUUUUUAUUUUAUUCAGUAAGAAAUAAAAACCGAAAGCCAAUAAUGUAUUUAAUAGAUUUGAAGCACAAAUUAGAGUGUAAAAACUAUUCUAAAUUAGAAUAUAGUCAAUAGUAAUUAUGUUCGAUAAAAACUUUAAUUAUGAUC
Molecule: messenger RNA, 2400 nt
Organism: Myzus persicae (green peach aphid)
Lineage: Eukaryota; Metazoa; Arthropoda; Insecta; Hemiptera; Aphididae
Gene: cpa
Product: F-actin-capping protein subunit alpha
Exons: 7
Coding region: 774-1637 (287 amino acids)
Biological process (GO): actin cytoskeleton organization; barbed-end actin filament capping
Cellular component (GO): F-actin capping protein complex; actin cortical patch
Molecular function (GO): actin filament binding
Source: RefSeq, a predicted model, not a curated record